UAAAAUUUGGACGUUUGCUUUGUUUUGAUUUGAAUUUGUAUUUGUAACGCUUUUACCUCUAAGACUAUUGUAGCAUAAUAAGAUUAACUGCGUGACUACUGACUGUUAGCAAUAAUUGAAGCAAUUUCUGAGGAAGUUAUAUGAAUUUAAUUUAAUUGACUGACUGACCUCAUGCCGUCCAAUUCAGUGUCGUUGCCCACGCGUUGUUAUGAGCAAUCAUGCAAUACUUGUUAUAGUGAUAGGAAGUAAAUGACUCCAGAAUUGGAAGAGACCUUACAGUGUGCAGUCAACCGAGUUACAGGAUGUCUCGUUUAAGGCCUCAAUGGCAGUUACAAGCUUUAGCAGCACAGAAGAGAGACAAUGAACUUCGUCGUGCAGAAGAACUUAAGAAAGUGGCCAGUUACUUUGAACUCAAUACCAAUAAGUCUAGACACCAUGAACAGUGGACAACAGAAGGUUACUAUGAAAGGGCUAAUAAGGAAGCAGGGUUACUAAGUGAAAAGAAAAUAAGAGCUUCUCAAUUGGAGGAGCGACGAAAGAAACUUGAGGCAAUGUUGUUUCAAGAAAAUCUACAGUACAAAGAGGAAUUAAAAACCCUUGCAGCGCAGCCUAAAUAUUUCAAAAACGGGUCGUAUCUUAACAAUGUCUCUUCAUCUACCUUUCAAGAUAUAAACGAAGGUAUUAGAGAAAAGGAGGAGCAACUAAGAAAACAAGAGGCGGAACUCAAACUAUACCAUGCUUGGAGAUUGAGACAACCCGAGUUGAGAGCCGCAAGCUCUUACAUUGCUAAUGGAAGAUUGAAGUCUGCUUGGAUGGAACAAAUUGUUGAAAAAGAGAUGCAAAAGAAGAAAGAAGAUGAGGACACGCGGAAAAUUCUGCAAGAAAGAGACGAGGCGCUCCGUCGCCAGAUACAGAUAGAAGAAGAGAGACUGAGAGAGAAGGAGCUACAGAUGAAGGAGCUCCGAAAUAGUCUAGAAGGACAAAUAGCAGAGUUAAGCGAAAAGGAAACAAUAGUGAAAAAACUUCGAAAACUCGAAGAGAAAGAAAGGAUGAAACUAGAAGAAUUACAAAUCAUAUCAAGUGAAAGAGUCAAAGAGCAUGCAAAGCUCGUGGCAGAAAGAGACGUACAUAUAGUGAAUAUGGGCUUACAUAAGUAUAAGUUGAAGAGGAAAGUUAUAUCAGUUAUAAGCGAGAUUGAACUGGAUUUGAGAAUGUUGGAACAGAUACGAAGGAGUAUUCUGAAGGAUUAUGAAAUGGAACGAGAAUUAUGCGCAAAUCACAAACGUGUUUUGGACGCGGCGUUACUGGAAUUAGAAGAGUACAGGGACAAAGAGAGACAGAGACAGAAAAACAUCGAAACAAUGUAUGACGGUGAAGCGAGACAGAUAAACGACAAACAGGACAAGCUAUGGGCGAAAGAACGAGAAGCUCGUUGUAACCUCAUGCAGGAAGUAGUUGAAGCUCUCAAGAAGCAAAUGGAGGAGAAGAUAGAAGCUAAUAUUAAAAUGCAAAAAGAAAAUGUCCUCGAACGGGAGAAGAUUCUAGAACAAAUGGAGAACUUCCAUCAAGAAGUACAGGCUCAAGAAAGAGAUACUCAGUUAAAGAGCACAUCAUAUUCAGCGAUAACGGCUCUCCAAUCUCAGCUGAACGGUCUUCGUCUCCAGAAGGAACAAAUGGAGAAAGUCGCGACCCGGGAGGCCGAGUUGCGUGAAGCAGCCUCGCAUGAACGUUUGUUGCGCACUGAAAUCGCACGAGCUCAAAGGGAAGGAAAUACGCAGGCUUGGGCAUAAUAUUGUGACCCUUUUUUCUUAAUAGUUAAAGUGUGUUUUUGAUUACCUCGAUGUGAUUUUAACUCAUAUUUCCUAUAUUUGUGUA
Messenger RNA from Vanessa tameamea, 1875 nucleotides. Its product is annotated as trichoplein keratin filament-binding protein-like. Gene Ontology annotation, cellular component: keratin filament. Gene Ontology annotation, biological process: apoptotic process. The record is from RefSeq and is a predicted model, not a curated record. The transcript is spliced from 9 exons. Lineage: Eukaryota; Metazoa; Arthropoda; Insecta; Lepidoptera; Nymphalidae. The coding region runs from base 303 to 1790 and encodes 495 amino acids.